Molecule: messenger RNA, 1176 nt
Organism: Aplysia californica (California sea hare)
Lineage: Eukaryota; Metazoa; Mollusca; Gastropoda; Aplysiida; Aplysiidae
Exons: 3
Coding region: 1-1176 (391 amino acids)
Biological process (GO): neuropeptide signaling pathway
Cellular component (GO): membrane
Molecular function (GO): G protein-coupled peptide receptor activity
Source: RefSeq, a predicted model, not a curated record
AUGAGCAACCAGUCUCAUCCUGAGAUGGACAAGCCAGCAGCAGGUAUUCUAUCUGACGAACAAUUUGUCAUCCUGCAGAGCACAAACGCUUAUGUCGGAAUCUUUUUCUCUGUCCUUGGUAUCGGCUCCAACUUUUUGAACAUCAAAACUUUCUUCACCAUGGGUGUAGACGACGCUGUGACAGUGUCCUUUCUCGGACUGUCCAUUUCCGAUUUCGUCGUGUCUUUGGUGAUGUUUUGUACAGGGGUCUCGGUGAGUCUUCACACAGUCGAGUUGUCACUGGGACCUCUCUUCACCUACGAUCCUUUAAUACCUGUAGCGUAUCUAAAAAAUGUAAUCAUGGCUUUGUACACCGUCACUAUUCUGAUAACACUCUACAUAGCCGUAGCUAGGUGUAUGUGUGUGGCCAAACCCUUACACUUCAAACAUGUCUUCACUAAAACCAGGUCAGUUGUGAUCAUCAGCGUAUUCGGCGUGUUUUCUGUAGGGGUUGCGAUGCCGAUUUUCACGAGUAUGGGAAUCGCGGACGUUUCUGGCAUAACGCAGAAUGGUACACGAUACACUAUGUGGUUUGAUCCUAACCAAGAACAUGUCAAAGACGCCGUAUUUUUCAUCAUGAUGGUUGUGAUCCCCUUCGCCACACAAGUCAUCGUUAUCGUCUGUAUUGUCGUCAUGACAUGGAAGCUCAUCGAGUCUUCUCGGUUCAGACAAAAGUCCGCGAAAAGCAGUAACAACUCCGGCGGAAUCAUCACUCAGAAAACUACUGAGGGCCAAGAAAACAACACUAAAAAUAACAACAGCAACAGCAGCAACGUCAGACUCUCGGGAAGAGAGCUUCAGGCUGUACAACAGGUCGUCCUUAUCUCUGUUAUCUUCGCCAUUUUCAACACACCCAUGAUAGCUGUGAGUAUUUGUAGUCUGGUGGAACCAGAUUUCGACGCCAUCUUGGGCAAACAUCGCUACGCGCGCCUUUACGCUGCGUGCAGUUCAUCAAGACGAGUGUCUGAGCAAGUCAACAGUGCUCUCAACUUCUUCAUCUACUACAACUACAACACAAAGUUUAGGGUGUCUUAUGUUUUAGGCAAUACCCCCAAAUACAUCCAGACGUUGAUCGUAAUUGCUGUUACCCAGACAGAUUAUUUAGAAACAGUGAUGCAAAAUGAGAUUGGGCUGUGA